GAACAGAAAAGGACGGAGGAGGACGUACGGCCAUCAACGAUUGUAUUUGAUUGUUCUGCUCUGCUCGUGUUUGGAUUGUAGGUUUGGCGCGGCGGAAGGAAAGAAAGGAAAGAAGUCAAUUAAUUGAGUAGUAAUUUACAUGGGAGAGGAGUAUGGUGGUGGUGGUAACUUGGGUCGUGUAGGUAUCGGCGGAACUGAUGGUGGUGCCGCAUCAACCUCCUCAUCAUCUUCUGUUGAGGCACCAAUUGGCUCCUCCAAUAUUGGUUUUCAGCUUCUGAAGAAACAUGGUUGGAAAGAAGGCACGGGUCUUGGUAUUUCUGAGCAGGGAAGGCUGGAACCCAUAAGGGCUUAUAUGAAGAAGAACAAACGAGGUUUGGGAGCAAUUGAAAAAGUGAUGAAGAAGAAGCAGCAGCAUUCAGAAAGAAAUCCCAGUUCUGAUCAAACUGAUGAGAAAAAAGCAAAGGGUAUAACAAAAAAGACGAGGAAAAGAAUGGAGUUAGAGAAGCAGAUGCAAGAGAAGGAAUUCGAACAAGCUUUUUUUAGAGACUUUUGGCCUGAUAAUGUUUGAUUGUUUGUUUGUUUGUUUCUUGGUGGUGUCUGUCUGCCUGUCUGUCUAUACAAUGUCCAAAUUGUUAAACAAAAUCAAUCAAUCAUCAUAGAUCAUUUGAAAUGUGAUGUGUUAUUUCUACAUUA
This is a messenger RNA of Impatiens glandulifera, 693 nucleotides long. Its product is annotated as G patch domain and ankyrin repeat-containing protein 1 homolog. The record is from RefSeq and is a predicted model, not a curated record. The coding region runs from base 140 to 568 and encodes 142 amino acids. The transcript is spliced from 4 exons. Gene Ontology annotation, molecular function: nucleic acid binding. Lineage: Eukaryota; Viridiplantae; Streptophyta; Magnoliopsida; Ericales; Balsaminaceae.